Messenger RNA from Amoebophrya sp. A25, 835 nucleotides. NCBI's taxonomy places the organism in Eukaryota, Dinophyceae, Syndiniales, Amoebophryaceae. The record is from the annotation of a GenBank genome assembly.
CUAAGAUACUUUUACCUUCUGGUAACAACUAGUUGAGUACGCGUUUCUUGCAUUAAAUUGCUUCCGUCUUCUAGCUGCAUUUAUUCUUGCAAAAAAAUCUGCAGCAACUUUCUUGUCUAAGUAAUCCCAAUCUCCAAGGCAACAGCCAGCAACUACUUAAUAAAGCUCUACUAGCUCAGCUCUACUAGCUGCCAACGAGCAGGGAGCACGACAUCGACAAAAUGGGCAGUGGUUCGCCAAAGUUUUGGGGUAAUAUGACCCUAGAGUCCCCCUUUUUUCUCAUCCAUACCUGCGGUUCAGUCGUGUUGACCUUGGCGGUCAUCCUCUUUCUGGGGUUGAAGAAGUGGCAAGAAGCAAAUCUCAAGUGUCUUUCGAAUCAUCAAAAGUUAUGGCUCACCCUUAUCAUGAUCCAUCUUCGGAAGCAUCUCUCUCAGAAACGUUUGCAAGGGGAUAACGGUCUCAACAGGAUGGACUUCGAGAAGGAUUACUUAGGGUGAGCUCUAAAUGAAAAGGUUAAUAGCAACGAGGACAAAGUCGGAAAGGAGCAGAAAGACGAAUCUGCGACGCCUUCUGAGAAGGCUCCUGGAAAACCCUGUUUUAGUGUUGCAGGAGCUUAUCUCUUAGAUGGAUCAUGCCAACAUGGAAAUGGUACUAAACACGCACACGCAGUCGUGGCAGCGGCCAAGAAGGACAAAGAGGUGGUGGUCUUGAAUCAUGAAAUCAGGAUGAAACUGAAUCAGGAAAAAAUUUCGAAGAAAUUUCAACAGAAAGUGUAUGCUCACGUUGCGUAUCGUCGAAGCUUCUUGGGAUGCGCGCUCUACUGUCUGAUCACGCU